Messenger RNA from Notothenia coriiceps (black rockcod), 1126 nucleotides. Its product is annotated as ADP-ribosyl cyclase/cyclic ADP-ribose hydrolase 1-like. Gene Ontology annotation, cellular component: plasma membrane. Gene Ontology annotation, biological process: positive regulation of B cell proliferation. The transcript is spliced from 7 exons. Bases 11 to 625 code for a protein of 204 amino acids. Gene Ontology annotation, molecular function: NAD+ nucleosidase activity, cyclic ADP-ribose generating; phosphorus-oxygen lyase activity. The record is from RefSeq and is a predicted model, not a curated record. NCBI's taxonomy places the organism in Eukaryota, Metazoa, Chordata, Actinopteri, Perciformes, Nototheniidae.
CUGUACAGAGAUGUGGCAUGAGUUUGAAAAAGCCUACGUGAACCGGGACCCUUGUAAGAUCCCCAUCAACGCCUAUGACUCUUUAGUUGCUGCGGCGCCCUUUGAACACAGCAAAACGUUGUUCUGGAGUAAAACAAAGAAUCUGGUCCGUGACUUAACUAAGAACAGGGAUGAUGUCAAUUUGGAGAAAACUCUGCUGGGAUCUGUGCUGGAUGGUCUGACCUGGUGUGGAAAGAUGGGCAGCAGAGAAACAUUCACUAAAGGCUGCCCAGAGUGGAAGGAAUGUGAGAACAAUCCUCCUCGCUCUUUUUGGAAAAGACUCUCAACUGCUUUUGCAGAUUUUGCCCGUGAGGAUGUCACAGUAAUACUAGACGGAUCAAUCGACACACCAUUUGAUCCUGAAAGUACUUUUGCAACAAUUGAGGUGAAGAGGAUCAAAUACCCCAAGGUGAAAAGCCUAACAGUUGUUAUUGUCCCUCAAAAGUCAAACUGCAAUAUUGAAUCUUUAAAGGCUUUAAAGAGUGCGCUGGUUCAAGGAAUAACAUAUAACUGCAAGGAAGUGACUAAAGCUCAGAUCAAGAAGUGCAGCUCCGAUCCAAAGAGACCCAUUGGGAAGUGUUGGUGAUGACGUGUGAAUGUUGUGCACCGACAGAAAUGUUGAGAUUUAUGUUGUUUUUUGGUUGUAUUGUCUUCCACUUCCUGUUUUGUUUUGUCACUCACCGUUUACCUGUCAUUCCAGACUCAUCAGCACCAGCCCCGGCCCUGAUUGUUUCCACCUGUGUCUUGUUACCCUGUGUUUAAAUUCCCCAGUCUCCCAGUGUUCAGUGUCAGUUCGUUUUUGUCUUUUGCCAUGGUCAGAUCUUUGCUCUUGUCUUUUGCCACAGUCAGGUCUAUGCUCUCUAAGUGCUCUUGUGAAAGUUUUGAUCCUCACUACGUGAGCAUUUUCAUUUUGUUCUCCAUUUUUGUAGAGACCAUUUCUUUGUUGUUCAUUUUUGCUGUUCUUGAACAAAUAAAGUAUCUUACAAAUACUUUACCUCUGUCUCCCGGGUCGUGCAAUUGGGUCCUACCUCCUAAGUGUCUGAGUUCUUAACAGUGAACUCAAUAUCAGAUUGGACUGUGUGACAAA